This is a messenger RNA of Trichoderma atroviride IMI 206040, 2136 nucleotides long. The record is from RefSeq and is a predicted model, not a curated record. NCBI's taxonomy places the organism in Eukaryota, Fungi, Ascomycota, Sordariomycetes, Hypocreales, Hypocreaceae.
AUGUCCUCACCGCAAGCCGUGGCGACGACGCUCCAGACGGGCUUCACCGUCGCAAACCCGCGCCAGCCCGUCCUGUCGCCCGCAUUGCCCGACCGCAGCGUGACGGCCGACACCAUCGAGGACGCCUACGUGCGCUUCAUCUUCUACUGCAACCCUGCGCUGCCGCCGGACGCAGACACAAACAGCCUGCGCGAGGCCUUUGCGAACCCGCCCAGGAGCGGUGGCAAGAGCUUCAGCCCCUUUCUGACCACUACGCUGGGCGUCGAGCCGCCGGACCUGGCCAAGGACGAGAGCGUGCAGAAGAUUGCCCAGUACGGCGUCCGUCUCAAGAAAUGGAUGAACUCGAUGCAUGUCAAGGCCUUUUUUGAAUAUCUGAUGGACAUUGAAAACGAUUACUGGACCAGCAUCCCAGACGAUCCAGAUCCUACCGGCCGGCCUGUACGUGACGGCGUGGCCAUUGAAGACGACAUGGCCCUGAGGGCUCUUUUGCCUCACAUUCGCCCCAAGCGAGGUCGCCGAAGGCCAGAACCCGACGACGUCGCCGGCUCUCCGGCCGCCCAGCGACCACGCCUAUCGCCCCCGUCGGCAAUCGAUGGCCAUCGGGGCUCGUGGUCCGCCCAUCCAGAUGCCCGGGGCCAGGUGCUGCCGAUGGACCCUUCCCGGCCGGGCGCCGUCGCUGCUUGGAGCUCCAACGACACCGUGCAGACUCCGCUGUCCCGAUAUCCCAACUCGGCCAUAACGCCGUCCACCAGGAGCUCGUUCUGGGACGACGCGCUGGAACCUCGUUCCGCCAUCACCCCGUCCAAGCCUAAGCUUUCUGCCCACCGACGAGGCCCUAAGAAUGUAUCGUCGGCUUGGAAGCCACAAGGAGCCGACAGCAGCGUAAAGCUGCGAGGAAGGCCUCCGAUUCAUCGCACGCCCAUCCGUAACCAAGUCUCCCCAUAUGCGCAAGUAGAUGCGGCUGCACCGCUGCAGUCGGCGCAAGUACGCAUCAUGACGCCCACUGCGCCUCCUGGCCUUUUAGUUGCCGGAAUGGGUGUCAACCCUCUCGACGCUGGCGCCAGACCUGCUCGUCCCAGCAUAUCUUUGCAAGUCCCCGAACGACAAGGAGGCACAGUUCGGCUGGCAACACCACCGCUACCACCACCACCAAUUCCAAUGUUACCAAUGAAUGGGCAGCCAGCAAAUGAUCUUCCAACGUUCCCGGGUGCUGGCCAAGGACUACCACCACCGCCACCGCCGCCGCCGCCGCCGCCCCAGGCUCCUCCACCACUCCAGGCUGGCCCAGAAAAGGAUGUGCCAAGAUAUUUCUUUGAAGAUUUGGACGACCGGACCAACCUGGACGGGCUAAUAUCCUACUUCACCCAUGUACUGCACAAUUCCGACUGGGUGGACCCUCAGGGGAACCAGCAAGAGAUAGCAGGGUUAGACGAGUGUACCGCCAUGGUCAAUGCCACGAUCGAGCACAUGUACAAGAAUGCCGAAUCCUCCCAAGCCUUUCUGAUCAACCUGGCGGCAUUGUGCGGCGCCAAGAUGCUCAUGUCGAAUCGUCCGAGAUGCUACCGAGUCGAGACCUCAGAGGGCGUUUACAGCUACUACUUUGAUUGGCAAUAUCGGUUUGGCCCUCUCAAGGGACAGUUUACCAUGACUCAUAGUGUACCAGUGACGAUGUGGAAAAAGCCUGGGCCGGAAGAGCGUAACGAGGCAUCGCAGCAAGAGGAAGAAGGCCUGACAGCGCAGCAGUGGCAGGCCAAGUAUGGCGCUCUCAUGGAUGAAAUUGAGAAGCGAGACCGGGAACUGUUUGAUAUGCAAAACAAGGUAAUAGCGGCAAUGAAGGGGGAUCCCAUUUGAGAGUUGUGAUCAAAAAAAAAAAAGAUACCUAUUUGCUUUUUGAUUUCUUUUAUAUCUUUCUUUUAUAUACUUGCAAGUCCCGAUAUCCUCUUUGAACGGAUCGGGAGGGAAGGGAAACAACGCUUUGGGCACUGAGAUUUGGGGAUUAACUAACAUGGGCACACACUUGGAGUACAUGCUGGGGCACUGUGACUGGCCAGGGCAUUGCAUAUAUUGGAAGGAUGGAAUUUGAUCACUGCAUAUGAGUGUGGGGGGGCAUACAUGGGACACAUUAAGCAUGCAGAG